GUAAAGGCAACGAGGAUUUGCCAACUUCAAGUGCGAUUAUUGUUGAGCCACAGUUUAUGAAUUCUUCAGCGAGAGUGGAUGUUCGACAAGCUUGUCGAUUGUAAACCGUGCAGACCGACGCGAGCAGCUUCAUUCGAACGAACAGAAGCUCGGGGAUCCUCGGCUCGAAUUUUCCUCGGCUUUUUCCGUGACCACCGAACGAAUUUUCAUUGAAAAAGAAAUAACGACCCUCUCGUGGAACGAUCCGAACAUGCUCGCGACGGUACACAGUGUCGACUGCGCGCGGUCGUAGCUUCCGGUGUGACCUGGGUGCAUCGAACCCGAGGACGAACCUCCUCGACGUCUUCCGUAUGAUACUCGAGCGACGUAGUAGUGACUGUGAAUGACUUAAAGUGAAAUACAGGUCGCCGUUCCAGCCGACAGGAGCGCAAGAGGACACGGUAACAAACCUCAAAUACUCCCCCAUACCAAAGCAAGUCGCUUCAAAUAUCCAUCAAAACCAGCCAUUAAAACCACAUUUUUUCAGCUACAGCCCUCCGGCAUAAGGUCAUUCAACGGUAUCCCGUCGCCUAAUUCGUCUCCAAGAACCCUGAAGAGGACAUCCUAUCACGACCAUCCGCUUCAUCGUCCGGAUCGCAGGACGUCUCCCGGGGUGUCCACGGCGGACGUCCGUCGUCGACCUUGAAACCCGGGGGUCGGGGAACCUCUCUCGGUUUCGCCUUGGGUAAUCGGUGCCGCGUACUCGAAAACUAGGCCUGCGCCUGCGGUGACGUCGCCGCGGUGCGUCGCGAUGUGCACUAUGGCAGCGGGGGCAGGAGGAGGAAGAGGAGGAGGAGGUGGUGAAGAGGGAGAAGUUAGUUACACGAGAGCCACGGGGGGAACGGCGAGGCGACGGCGAGGCGAGGUGAGGCGAGGAGUGCUUCAUAGCUAUGCGGACAAACAGAGGUACGAUGGAUGGUACAACAAUCUGGCUCAUCCGGAUUGGGGAUCGAUCGACAGCAGGCUGAUACGAAAGAUGCCGGCAGCGUAUUCCGACGGGGUCUACAUGCUCGCCGGCCAGGACAGACCUUCCCCGAGGAAGCUCAGCCAACUCUUCAUGCAAGGCGACGACGGGCUGCCGUCGGUCAAGAACAGGACAGCGUUGUUCGCUUUCUUCGGGCAGCUGGUUACGUCGGAAAUAAUCAUGGCCAGCGAGAGCGGCUGCCCCAUAGAGUACCAUCGGAUCGACGUGGACAAAUGCGAUCCGGUUUUCGACAAGGAGUGCCAAGGUAACAAGUACAUUCCCUUCCGUCGCGCCGACUACGACCGCCGAACAGGACACAGCCCGAACAGCCCUCGCGAGCAGAUAAACAAAGUGACGAGCUGGAUCGACGGUAGCUUCAUCUAUUCGAGCAGCGAGGCGUGGGCCAACACCAUGAGAUCAUUCAAAAAUGGAAGCCUCCUGAUGGAACCGACCAGAAAAUUCCCCGUGAGGAACACCAUGCGCGCUCCUCUCUUCAAUCAUGCUGUACCACACGUGAUGAGGAUGCUGAGCCCUGAACGUCUCUACCUUCUUGGGGACCCGAGGACGAACCAGCAUCCACCGCUUCUGGCUCUGGGAAUUUUGUUUUACCGGUGGCACAAUGUUAUCGCGGCCAGAAUACAGAAGGAACAUCCGGAUAUGGGCGACGAAGACGUGUUCCAGAAGGCGCGACGCAUUGUAGUGGGAACACUGCAGAAUAUUAUAUUGUACGAAUACCUGCCGAUGCUGCUGAACGACGAUCUACCGCGUUACUCAAGCUACAAACCGGAUCUUCAUCCAGGGAUCAGUCACAUAUUCCAAAGCGCCGCUUUUCGGUACGGGCAUACUCUUAUACCACCCGGUAUAUACCGUCGAGAUGAAAAUUGCGAGUUCAGGCGGACCAACACUGAUCAACCUGCUAUAAGGCUUUGUUCCACCUGGUGGGACUCGAAUGAGAUCCUAACAAACAGCACAAUCGAGGAGCUAAUAAUGGGACUGGCUUCUCAAAUAGCCGAGAAAGAGGACAAUCUUCUAGGCACUGAUAUUAGGAACAAUCUCUUUGGUCCCAUGGAGUUCUCAAGAAGAGACCUGGGAGCGUUGAACAUCAUGCGAGGAAGGGACAAUGGACUUCCAGAUUACAAUACCGCCAGAGCACACUUCAAGCUAUCUCGUAGGAAAACCUGGAACGAAAUCAACCCUGAAUUGUUCAACAAGAAUCCAUCUUUGUUGCGUACCUUGGUGGAGAUUCAUUUCAAUAACUUGAACAACGUCGACGUCUACGUUGGAGGGAUGUUAGAGUCCAGUUCCGGUCCUGGUGAACUGUUCUCCGCGGUUAUCAAAGAGCAGUUCCUUCGGCUGAGGGACUCUGACAGGUUCUGGUUCGAGAAUGAGGAAAAUGGAAUCUUCACUAAGAAUGAAAUAGAAGAGAUCCGUCGCGUUUCUUUAUGGGACGUGAUCGUCAACGCUACUGGAAUUGAACCAGAAUCUAUACAGAGGAACGUGUUCGUUUGGGAAGAAGGUGACCCUUGUCCUCAGCCCUAUCAGUUGAACUCGACGAUGCUGGAGCCCUGUGUUCCAUUGCAGCGUUAUGAUUAUUUUGAGGGAAGCGAGCUGGUGUACAUAUACGCUUGCGUGUUCCUCGGUUUCGUGCCGAUUCUGUGCGCUGGAGCCGGUUACGGUCUCGUGAAGUUGCAAAACCGCCGACGCAGGCGGCUGAAGAUCCUCCAGGAGGAAAUACAGAAGCGGAACGACGGGAAGAUCUGCGUGGACAAGAUGAUCGUGCGCGAGUGGCUGCACGCGAACCACCGGCGGCUGGUUAAGGUGAAAUUCGGCCCGGAAGCCGCUCUUCACAUCGUCGACCGGAAGGGGGAGAAACUGCGGACGUUCGAUUUCAGCGAAGUGAACACCGUUACCAUGGAGGAGUCCCAGAACGAGAAUGGUCAUCGCAAGGCGUUGGUGCUUCUCCGUAUACCGCGGGACUACGACCUUGUCCUUGAACUGGAUUCCCUGGCCUCGCGUAGAAAGUUCAUUGCGAAACUGGAGGCAUUCCUGGCGUCCCAUAAGAAGCACUUCACGCUGUCACAAGUGGGCCGGGACAUAAUGCUCGCCAAGGCGGAAACGAAGGAGCGACGACAAAAGAAACUGGAGCAGUUCUUCAGGGAAGCUUACGCUCUCACUUUCGGCCUGCGACCCGGUGAAAGGCGGCGACGCUCGGAGGACAGCGACAGCGGGGAAGUCGUCACCGUGAUGCGGACCUCGCUUUCUAAAAGCGAGUUCGCCAGCGCUCUUGGCAUGCGAGCGGAUGCUGUCUUCGUGAAGAAAAUGUUCAACAUCGUAGACAAAGAUAGGGACGGUCGCAUUUCUUUCCAGGAAUUCCUGGACACGGUUCUACUGUUCUCACGAGGAAAAACCGAGGACAAGCUGAGAAUUAUUUUCGACAUGUGUGACAAGGACAGCAACGGAGUGAUCGAUAAAGAGGAAUUGUCUGAGAUGCUCAGAUCAUUGGUAGAAAUCGCGAGAACCACCAGCUUGUCCGACGAUCACGUUACAGAACUGAUAGACGGAAUGUUCCAAGACGCUGGUCUCGAACGGAAGGAUUACUUAACCUACAAUGAUUUCAAGCUGAUGAUGAAAGAGUACAAAGGGGAUUUCGUAGCGAUCGGGCUCGAUUGCAAAGGCGCGAAGCAGAAUUUCCUGGAUACGUCGACGAACGUGGCGCGUAUGACCAGUUUCCAUAUUGAUCAACUUCCGCCGGAGGAUUCGAAGAGCUGGGCGCGGAAACAGUGGGACGCCGUGUCGACAUUCCUCGAGGAAAACCGGCAGAACAUAUUCUACCUGUUCGUUUUCUACGUUACGACGAUCGCCCUAUUCGUCGAACGAUUUAUAUAUUACUCCUUCAUGGCGGAGCAUACCGAUUUAAGGCACAUAAUGGGAGUCGGGAUCGCUAUAACCAGAGGAUCAGCGGCGGCGUUGUCCUUUUGUUACAGUUUACUGCUGUUGACCAUGUCUCGCAAUCUCCUUACCAAGUUAAAAGAAUUCUCGAUUCAACAGUACAUCCCGCUGGACUCGCACAUACAGUUCCAUAAAAUAGCCGCCUGCACCGCUCUGUUCUUUUCCGUCCUCCACACGGUGGGCCAUAUGGUGAACUUCUACCACGUGUCCACUCAGCCGCUGGCUCAUCUGCGUUGCUUAACGAGCGAACUCAGUUUCCCCAGUGAUGCUCGCCUCACCAUUUCUUUUUGGCUUUUUAGAACUGUAACAGGUCUGACGGGGAUCCUCUUGUUCGUUGUUAUGACGAUUAUUUUCGUGUUCGCCCAUCCGACCAUCCGCCAGAAAGCGUACAAAUUCUUCUGGUCAACUCAUAGUCUGUACGUGGUGCUGUACGCUCUCUGUCUGAUUCACGGCUUGGCUCGGCUAACCGGCUCCCCGCGGUUCUGGAUUUUCUUUGUUGGUCCAGCGAUAAUUUACGCUCUGGAUAAGGUAGUCAGCCUGCGGACGAAGUACAUGGCGUUAGACAUUAUCGAGACGGAGUUACUGCCAUCGGACGUGAUAAAGAUCAAGUUCUACAGGCCGCCGAAUUUGAAGUACUUGUCUGGCCAAUGGAUCCGCCUCUCUUGCACCGCGUUCCGGUCGAACGAAUUCCAUUCCUUCACCUUGACCUCGGCGCCUCACGAAAACUUUCUGUCCUGCCACAUCAAGGCACAGGGUCCGUGGACCUGGAAGCUGAGGAACUAUUUCGAUCCUUGCAAUUACAAUCCCGAGGACGAGCAUCCAAAAAUUAAGAUAGAAGGACCAUUUGGGGGCGGGAAUCAAGACUGGUACAAAUUCGAGGUCGCUGUGAUGGUUGGCGGUGGAAUUGGGGUUACCCCUUACGCUUCUAUGCUCAACGAUCUCGUUUUUGGCACUUCUACGAAUAGAUAUUCAGGGGUUGCAUGUAAAAAGGUCUACUUCCUGUGGAUAUGUCCCUCCCACAAGCACUUCGAGUGGUUCAUCGACGUCCUACGAGACGUCGAGAGGAAGGACGUCACGGACGUUUUAGAGAUUCACAUAUUUAUUACACAAUUCUUUCAUAAAUUCGAUUUGCGUACUACUAUGCUGUACAUUUGCGAGAACCACUUCCAGAGACUGUCUAAGAAGAGUAUUUUCACUGGGUUGAAAGCGAUAAAUCAUUUCGGCCGGCCUGAUAUGACAUCGUUCUUAAAGUUUGUUCAGAAGAAACACAGCUACGUCAGCAAAAUAGGAGUAUUUAGUUGCGGACCACGCCCCCUAACGAAGAGCGUGAUGUCGUCUUGCGAUGAGGUGAACAAAGGCCGCCGCCUGCCUUACUUCAUUCAUCAUUUCGAGAACUUCGGCUAGUCUCGAUCCUGCCGCGGGCACAGGAGAAGAAGCGAUGGACUCUAUCGUGACUCUCACGGGACUCUACCUUAUGUAUAUAUUUAUGCGCGUGUGCGCAUCGUUUAUUUAUACCGAGUAUUACAUUUCUUAUUUAUGUUAAAGAAAAGAGAAGAGAUGAAUAUUUUUUUUUUCAAUACUUUUUCUUCACUGAACACGACCUCGCGAACACCUAAAGUGCAACCCUCGAUUUUCCACGUUCUUGGUCACUUUUAGGUUUCAUAUCAAGACACUUAGCAGGAAGUGUACCCGAAUACCAACAGAGUUCCAGGAUAAACUAGCGGCUGAAAUGUUUCGUAAACUGAAGUAUCGAGCGGAAUGAAAGUAUUUAUUUCCGGAAUCGUCCAAGAGUCGUAACAAACAGAAGUCA
This is a messenger RNA of Nomia melanderi (Alkali bee), 5762 nucleotides long. The record is from RefSeq and is a predicted model, not a curated record. Lineage: Eukaryota; Metazoa; Arthropoda; Insecta; Hymenoptera; Halictidae.